Messenger RNA from Amphiprion ocellaris (clown anemonefish), 2537 nucleotides. It is a transcript of the gene ei24, whose product is annotated as EI24 autophagy associated transmembrane protein. The transcript has 11 exons. Gene Ontology annotation, cellular component: endoplasmic reticulum. Gene Ontology annotation, biological process: macroautophagy. The record is from RefSeq and is a predicted model, not a curated record. The coding region runs from base 248 to 1270 and encodes 340 amino acids. Lineage: Eukaryota; Metazoa; Chordata; Actinopteri; Pomacentridae.
UACAUUUCCCAUGAUCCUUAGAAGCCGGAGCUUGCGCAAUGUGUUUUCGACGGCCCUGGUUGCUGGUAGUGGUUGGUGUUUGUUGUUGUCAUACUAAGGGGGCGAAACAAAGAACUAACGAAGUUAUUAUAACCCUGAGCCUGUCGCAUGAGGUUACUGGGUGAGCCCCUCCCUACCAUGAGAGCGGACCACCAGGUCACCAGCCCCCCCUCCUUCUGCAGUUGAUGGAUCUGCAGCUGGUCCAGAGAUGACAGACAGCGUCAGGGCCUUCCUCCGCAAUGUUGCGAUGGGGAUCAAGGACUCCAUAUUGGGGAUUGGAACAAUCUCCAAGCUGGAUGCCCGCAUCCAGCUGAAAAGGGAAGAGCAGCGGAGGCGAAGGGCCAGCGGGGCCUUGGCACAGAGACGGGCACAGAGUGAGGAGCGCAAACCAGACAAUGAACCCAAAGUAGCCAGCAGGAUUUUUCAGUGCUGUGCCUGGAAUGGAGGAGUGUUCUGGCUCAGUCUGUUUCUCUUCUACCGAGUGUUUAUCCCACUGCUGCAGACUCUCACAGCAAAAAUCAUCGGUGACCCCUCCCUCCAUGGCAGUGUGUGGUCCUGGUUGGAGUUCUUCCUGACCUCUGUCUUCAGCGCUCUCUGGGUUCUCCCUCUGUUCGUCCUCAGCAAGAUAGUCAACGCCAUUUGGUUCCAGGAUAUAGCUGACCUAGCAUUUGAAGUGUCAGGCUGUAAAGCUCAGCCGUUCCCCAGCGUUAGUAAGAUCAUCGCAGACAUGCUCUUUAACCUCCUCCUCCAGGCACUCUUCCUCAUUCAGGGUAUGAUCGUCAGCCUCUUCCCCAUCGAUGCCAUUGGACAGAUGGUUAGCCUCCUGCACAUGUCUCUGCUCUACUCCCUGUACUGUUUUGAGUAUCGCUGGUUCAACCAUGGCAUUGAGAUGCACCAACGCCUGUCAAACAUUGAGAGGAAUUGGCCGUAUUACUUCGGCUUUGGUUUACCCAUGGCUCUGCUGACCGCCCUGCCCUCCUCAUACAUCAUCAGUGGCUGCUUGUUCUCCAUCCUCUUCCCUCUGUUCAUCAUCAGCGCUAAUGAGGCAAAGACACCAACAAAGCUGUACCACUUCCAGCUGCGCCUCUUCUCUCUGGUUGUGCUGAUUAGCAACAAGCUGUUCCACAAGACUGUCCACCUGCAGUCGUCCCUGACGUCGUCCGCCUCGUCAGAGAGGCUGUCCUCGCCCCACACCUCCCCGAGCCGCCAGAGACUGCUGCCCACCCAGUGAAGGCUCCACCUGAAGGAGAAAGGAUGGCAGAGUGGCUCCAGUGUGAUUCUUCAUGAAGGAUUGCCCUUAGUGAUGAUGUGUGGUUUGGGAUAAAGGGUUUACACAUUUUUAUCUCAUCUCUGGCCCUUCAGUUAUUCAUUUGCCGCAUGCACCAGACACAUUUUCAGUGUGACACAAAAAUCGACUGCCCUGUGCCUCACACUCAAAACACAUUAUAUACUCAGCUCUAGACUUCUUUUCUUUUUUGAUUUUUCUUUCAUUGUUUUCUUUUUUUUGUAUAAUGUGCCAUUUGAGUGACUCUCCUUUAAUAAAUUACAGCACAAGAAAUCAUGUAGUUUUAAUACGUUUGAGCAAACUUGUGACUAAAGAAGGAUUUUUUAACUUUGAAGGGACUCGUUUGCAUUCAAAAGCAAAGCACAGUCGUGUUUUACCUACUUUGCGUGUUUUCUUGAUGUUGCAAGUCACAUUCCUUCCUCACAGGUUGAAUGCUUUCUUGCACAAUGAUGUGUUCCUCUGUCAUAUUCUGGUGUCCUAGCAGUUCCAGUGACAACCUUGUACAGUUAUAAAGGGGGGAUUUUUAAGAAAUCCUGACACUGCUUUGUUUUCAGUAGAAUUUACACAUCACUUCAGGAGCUGCUACACAAAGGAAUGGCGACCUGUUGUAAUGGAAACCAAAUAAGAAAGUCACUCUUUUGUGUUGACAAAAGCGUUGCUUGGUGUCUGAUCCCAAAUUCAAAUCACCUGUCACUGUCUGAUGUUGCAAUUCAAGAAAAAGCUGCCUAAGCCUUUUCUGUUGGUGUGAAAUUAGUGAUAGGUGAGAUGACACUGCCAAACUGCUUCAUCUGUGUUUUAUUUCACUUCGACCGCCACAAUGCUAGGCUCUGUAACAAAGAAAGGAGCCAUGUAGUUAACUCGUUUACAUCUUAACUAACGGGUGAUCGGCCUUGCUUGCUCUAGUCCCCCCCAACACAUCAACAAGAGAGCUGAUGCAAAUAGAACUGAUCCCCAGAGAUCAUUGGCUCUUUGGUUUUUCUGCUGUAUAUAAUGUUAAUACCUCCUGAAUGUUCGGUCAGAUGUUCACCGCUACAACGCAGCGCAACGCCCCCAGCCUGUCUCUCACUCAUCAGAGCUCAUGGAAAGGGGCCAUGAAACAGUGUGCAAUUGUAGAAAAGAGCAUAGUGUUUGUUCAGACUGAUAAUUGUGAGUGAGGUUUUGUAAAAGUAAUAAGUCUAAUUUCAAUAAAAAUUGGUCAGUAUUCAAUAUUUGA